AUAAGCGUGCUAUUACAAUAAUGUGUAGAUAAAGUUAAGUUUUUUAAUGUAGAUAAACAAACAUUAGAUGCAUUUAGAUAUGAUUGAGAUAUUUAAGAUUUUCUGAAGUUUCUUUUCAAACAAAUUUUUAAAGGAAGAUAUUUUGGACUAGUUCCGUUUUCUUACUGUUUACGGGAUGAUGUAGUUUGCUGACUAUUGGAAUGGCGAAGAUAUUGCUGUGUGUUUCUACAUUCGUUUUCCUUCAAUUUCUUCCACAAAUAAAAGGACAGAAUUUAACAGAGGACAUGAAUAUGUCUACAUUAUUAACCAAAAUAUUUGAUGGCUAUGACAAGAAAUUAUCUCCAAAUUACAACAAAGCGGGUACUGACCGUGUUGUUGAGGUCACCAUAAAUAUAUACAUUAUAUCAAUGUUUUCCAUUAGCGAGAUAGACAUGGAUUUCUCGUUAAGUAUGUUUCUACGUGAGAGAUGGAAAGACGAACGGCUGGUCUAUGAUGAUGUUUUAAACCUCACCAGACUCGAACUUGACCCGUCUCUUUUCGAUUCUAUUUGGGUUCCAGACCUCUUCAUAAUAACAGAAAAGUUUUCAGAAUUUCAUGAAGUUACUGUGCCAAAUAAAAUGGUCCAUAUUUAUCCAGAUGGAACUGUACAGUACAGUGCCAGGGUAACCGGUUCUUUCUUUUGUGUCAUGAACCUCAGAAGGUACCCAUUCGAUACACAAAUUUGCAAAAUGGAGUUCGAAAGUUAUGGCCAGACAACUAAAAAUCUUCGUUUCAAAUGGAGUAACGAGCCCCUAACAAUGGGAAAAGGUAUAAAAUUUCCACAGUUUGACCUGGUAACCACGGAGACAUAUAACUGUGACAAGGAGUACUUUGGAAGUAUGUCUGAACUUGCAUUCCCUUGUGUUGGACUGAAGUUUGUGUUAGAGAGGAACUACGCAUACCACAUCAUCCAGAUCUACGUACCCAGCAUUCUUAUUGUCAUCCUUUCCUGGGUGAAUUUUUGGCUAGAUUGUACCUCUGUGCCAGGUCGUGUGUCGUUAGCUUUAUUGACAGUACUAACUAUGACUACACAGAGUUCCGGAGCUCGUUCAAAUCUUCCACGUGUUUCAUAUAUCAAGGCAAUAGAUGUUUGGAUGGCUGCAUGUCUUACUUUUGUCUUCCUUGGAUUGUUAGAGUUCGCAUAUGUGAACGUACAAAGUCGUGUUUUAAACCGCCGGAAGUCGGUCAUACAGUUCAUGAGGCAUCAAAAUGGCGGGAAAUCACCAUCGAUUCCCAGUAGCGAUGCCACAAAUGGAUCUAUUUAUAACGAGUGUUCCGACUCCGAGGGAAGCAAGUGUAGUCCUUGUUUUAAGACAUUGAAGGGGCUCGAACGGGGUCGUGCAAUAGAUAAGGUGUCACGAGUAGUGUUUCCGUGCACAUUUUUGAUAUUUAAUAUAUUUUAUUGGAUUUACUAUUUCAGUGGGACUUCUGAGGCAGAUAAUGAAUAGUUUAUGUUACUUAAUGCUCGAUUUCCCAACUGAACUCUUCUUUUGUCAUGAAAUAAUUUAAUGAAAAAAAUGUUUUUCUUUUUUUUUCUUUUUUUUCUUUUUUGUAAAAGAAAACGGAAACAAAUAUUAUGUGAAGUCAUGCGACUGUGUUAACGUUGUGCACGUAAGUGGGCCUCAGCCAAUAUGAAACAUGACGUCAUAACUAUCAAAUAUUCUCAUUAAUAAUAUUCAAGUUAUACUUUUUGCAGGCUUAUUUUGCCUUGUUAAUAAAAACGCACGCAAAUAAAACAUCAAAGAAAAAUAA
This is a messenger RNA of Ruditapes philippinarum (Manila clam), 1791 nucleotides long. Its product is annotated as glycine receptor subunit alpha-2-like. The coding region runs from base 201 to 1487 and encodes 428 amino acids. The record is from RefSeq and is a predicted model, not a curated record. Gene Ontology annotation, biological process: chemical synaptic transmission; nervous system process; signal transduction. Gene Ontology annotation, cellular component: synapse; neuron projection; membrane. NCBI's taxonomy places the organism in Eukaryota, Metazoa, Mollusca, Bivalvia, Venerida, Veneridae. The transcript is spliced from 10 exons. Gene Ontology annotation, molecular function: neurotransmitter receptor activity; chloride channel activity; extracellular ligand-gated monoatomic ion channel activity.